GGGGGUGGUUGUAUGUACUCUAUUUGAGCCUCCCGUCAUAAGUACUAGUAGGGGUGUCUUUCUUUCCUUUUGCUUGACUUCGACCUCGUUCGUCCUCCCCUCGCUGUUGUUCCCCUGACGCCGACGACACCUAUUCGGAUACGAACGCCCCUGACCAUCGGGCCAAAGCAGCAGCCCCUCGCAAUGGCGCGCCGUCCGCAGUGGCUGACCAAAACCUUCCUUGCCUCCCUCUUCCUCGGCAUCGGAGGGUUCCUCUAUGGCUUCGACUCGGGCAUCAUAACCCCCAGCCUCGCGCUAGGCUCGUUCAACGCCUACUUCAACCGGCCCAACGCGGCCCUCCGCGGCGCCAUCGUGUCCAUCUACCAGGCCGGCGCCUGGCUGGGCAGCGCCAGCGUCGGCGUGACCAGCGACCGGCUCGGGCGGCGCAAGGCCAUCGCCUUCGGAUGCGCCUGGGGCGUGCUGGGCGGCGCGCUGAUGGCCGGCGCCGCGCACGUCGCCAUGCUGAUCCUGGGCCGGCUGUUUGUCGGGUAUGCCGUCGGCACCAUCACGGGCGUUGCGCCGGUGUUUGGGGCCGAGAUUGCCAAGACGAAUGAACGGGCGAGGAUCACGGCAGUGAAUCAGAUGAUGGUCGCCUGGGGAUUCUUCAUCGCGCUAUGGACGGGCGUGGGCGAAGGGAAAUGGCACAACGCCAACCAGUGGCGUCUCGGGUUUGCCAUCCAGGCCAUCCCCGCGCUGUUGCUCGGCGGCGGCGUGCUCUUCAUCGGCGAGUCGCCGCGGUGGCUGUGUCUCAAGGGCCGGUACGAGGAAGCCGAGACGGCAUUCCGCAACUGGCACUUCGACGGGUCCAACGACGCGUGGUGCCGGACCGAGUUCGCCAUGAUCCAGACGACCAUCGCCGAGGAGGUGCAGGCGCAGCACCGGCUCGGCUGGCGCGACCUCGUGCGCACGCCGCCCUUCCGCAAGCGGCUCUUCGUCGGGUCGUUCGUGUGGGCGGCGGCCAUGCUCUCGGGCAUCAGCUUCGUGCAGUACUUCCAGACGGCCAUCUACGCGACCCUGCAGUUCGACCAGGACCAGCAGCUGCUCGUCAGCGGCCUGUACGGCUGCGUCGCCCCCAUCGCCUGCAUCCUCUCGCUCUUCUUCGUCGACCGCAUCGGCCGCAAGAAGAUCCUGAUCACCAGCUCCGGCCUGCUGUCGGUCUCGUACAUGGUCAUCACCAUCCUUGCCGCGCUGUAUCCCGCACGGCCCGGCCAGCCGACAAAUGCCGCUGCUCAGAAGGCCCUGAUUGCCUGCAUCUUCUUAGUGUCGGCCAACUACUCGGCCCUGCUGGGCCCGAUGACUUGGAUCAUUCCCCCCGAGGUCUUCACGACCGAGCUGCGCGCCAAAGCGAACGCCGUCGUCCAGGUCAUCCACUACUCCAUCAGCUUGGUCAUCACGCAGUGCUCGCCGAUUGCGCUGGAGAAGGUUGGCUGGAAAUACUAUAUCCUCUUCAUCCUCACCAACGCCCUCUGCACGCUUGUCUUUGCGUUCGCCUACCCGGAAACAAGAGGCAAAUCGCUCGAGCAGAUCGACGAAAUCUUUGGCGACAUCCAGAAGAAGCAUGACGUCGAGUUCUUGCCAGGGAAACAGGUCGAGGAGAAGGGAGAGAGCGAGAUCGUGGAGGCGGCGAGGUGAUGCCCGCUGGACUAGUAGUCCGUAGACACAUGGAGAAGGUAACAUAGGU
This is a messenger RNA of Chaetomium strumarium, 1720 nucleotides long. RefSeq names its product general substrate transporter. Gene Ontology annotation, molecular function: carbohydrate:proton symporter activity. Lineage: Eukaryota; Fungi; Ascomycota; Sordariomycetes; Sordariales; Chaetomiaceae. The coding region runs from base 184 to 1671 and encodes 495 amino acids. The record is from RefSeq and is a predicted model, not a curated record. Gene Ontology annotation, cellular component: membrane. Gene Ontology annotation, biological process: transmembrane transport; carbohydrate transport. The transcript is spliced from 7 exons.